This is a messenger RNA of Capronia epimyces CBS 606.96, 1179 nucleotides long. Its product is annotated as glutamine amidotransferase. The transcript has 2 exons. The record is from RefSeq and is a predicted model, not a curated record. Lineage: Eukaryota; Fungi; Ascomycota; Eurotiomycetes; Chaetothyriales; Herpotrichiellaceae. Bases 1 to 1179 code for a protein of 392 amino acids.
AUGUGUAGAUUUCUGGUCUACAAAGGCUCCAAGCCUAUCAUCCUCUCCAAACUAAUCACCGAGCCAUCUCACAGCAUUCUGACCCAGUCCUAUGACAGCCGUCUCCGGCUUGAUAGCCGUCGUCCUGUCAAUGGCGAUGGGUUCGGAGUCGGCUGGUAUACCGAGCCAGAAUUGGGUCCAGACCCGUGUGUCUUUACCUCCACUUUGCCGGCGUGGAACUGCGUCAAUCUGGAACGCAUAGCUCCCAAGACGGAAUCAAGGCUCGUCUUUGCACACGUCCGAGCGACUACUGAGGGCUCCUUGGCGGAGAACAACUGCCAUCCAUUCCAGCACAACACUUUGAUGUGGAUGCACAAUGGGAACGUUGGGGCGUGGAAGUACGUCAAACGCCCACUAGCCGACAGCCUCUCAGACAAGUGGUUCCUAGGGGUUAAAGGCGGCACCGACUCCGAAUGGGCUUUUGCUCUCUUUCUGGAUACCCUAGAACGAGAAGGCGCAGAUCCCAGUGCGGAACCUGUGGGUGGAUUUGACACCAAGGCCCUCCGGCGAGCCAUGAAGAAAACCAUUGCCAAGAUCAAUGCCUUUGUCAAGACGGUCUCCUUGAAACAUCAACUGGGAGAUGUCGAGACGAGGAGCCUCCUGAAUUUUGCUGUCACAGAUGGUCAUUCUGUCAUUGUGACACGAUACGUGAGCAGCAAGACUGAUGCGGCUGCGAGUCUAUACUACUCCUCAGGGACCGCGUGGGUGGAAGGAAAAACCAAGGGACAGUUCAGGAUGGAACGAAGAGAUAAGGCUUCUGAUGUAGUCUUGGUGGCCAGUGAGCCAUUGACAUUUGAACGGCACAAUUGGCUGUCAGUCCCUACCAACACGAUUGUGACGAUCAGCAACCAAACCGUCUAUGUGCGUCCAAUCAAAGACGAGUUCUACGACGAAGAUCCUUCGACUGAGCGGUCGACCGGGUUUGCCAGAUCGAAAGGCUUGGUCUCGAAGGGUCCAGGUGGCGGUACGGAGACUCCAACUACACUGGCUUGCACACCACUUCCGCGUACUGAAGUCGAAACGGGCGCUGGUGGUUACAUUGUCAAAGAAAACUUGGACGCAUUUCAAUCAAGCCUAGCCGCGCUACGCUUGCAGAAUGGAUGUGGCAUGAAUGGAACGAGUGGGCAAGUAUUGGCCUGA